AAGCGAUGUUCGAGGCCGUAAAGGACCGCAAGGGCCUCUACAGGCCGCUUCUGCCGCAGGCCGUAAUCUCCAGAGCCUCGAAGGCGCCGCAGCUAGAGCCGUUGUACCUGGCCGUGUUCCUCAACACCCUCUCGCGGAUCCUCUCCAACACGCCGGCGUUAUGCUUGCGGUUCCAAGAUAUGGCGGCCUCGCGGCAAAUGGAGUUGCCUGAGAUCGUGAUCUGGUUCGGCGUGCUCACGGCGAUGCGCAGUCUGGUGGAGUUGGCUGCCACGCCUGCAUUGGCGUCGUGGUCGGACAGAGCAGGGCGCCGCAAGGCCCUGUCUGUGUGCUGUGUGGCCUGCUUCUUGGAGUGCAUCCUGUUGGCUUCGACGGACUCGUUGCUUCUCUUCAGUCUUGUGCACAUUCUCGGCGGAGCGCUGGCGAGCCACAACGCCAUUGAGGGCAGCUGCGUGGUCGAUGCGACGCCAGGUGGCGGAUGGCAGCGAGGUGUGGCAUUCGAGAAGCUGUUCCUGGUCCUCGGGGCCGCCGUCAUCAUCGGCCCCGCGGUCGGCGGGGAGCUGUCCACGUACAGCCGUGCAGCCCCAUUCGUGGCCGCCGCUUUCGUCAGCGGCCUGGGCUACCUGCACGUGGACCUGCACAUGCCCGAGUACCUGCGUGCCGUCCCGCCGAGUCCCAGCAAUGCCACCAGCAGCCCGCGGGGCGUCAUGUCGACGCUGGCGGCCCUGCAAGGCGCGGCCAGGGGCUUCCGGCAGCUGCUGCGCAGGGACGUGAGGCUCCAGUGGUACGCGUGCGCUUCGGCGCUGAGCAGCAUGGGCAUGAGCGCGUUCCUGUCUGUGAGGACGGUCUGGGCGCGCACCGAGUACGGCUGGGAUGGGCAUGAGAUCGGCAGGGUCGUCGCCUUCUACGGCGUCACGCUGAUGCUGGCGCAGUUCGUGCUGCUGCCGCUCCUCUCGCAUGCCAUGCGCGGGCGCGAGGCUCGGCUGGCGCAGCUGUGCCUGCUGGUGCACGCCGCCAGGUUCACGGCAUAUAGCCUGGCCCCGGGGGGGUCUUGGGUCUACGCGACCCUCAUCUUGAGCGCCGCAGGGAAUUGCAGCGUCCCGGUGUUGCAGAGCUUGUGCUCACGCUGCGUGCCGGAGGACGACCAGGCGCUCCUGUCGGGCGGCGCCUCCGCGCUCAACACCGCCUCCCAGGUGGUCGGAGCCCUCUUCGGAUCUCUGCUCUUCGCCGCCUCGUUGGCGGGCGCCCUCCCCGCAGGGGCUCACCUGGCGCUCAGUGCCCUGUGCUUCGUCCUGUCGGCGCUGUGCAUCGUCCCCACGAUGCUCGCAGAUGCCCGCGCUCAGAGCACCCGCCGUGCGUCGCCCUCCUGGCUGCGGGCGGCAGAGGGCAUGUCGGGCAUGGACGCGAGCCUGGCGGGACCCACCGCGCGGGGCAGCAUGUUGCUGAGGAAGAAGUGGGUGGCGCACAACGGCGCGGCGCUUGAGGUGCCGGCGCAGCACAAGUGA
This is a messenger RNA of Prorocentrum cordatum, 1502 nucleotides long. The record is from the annotation of a GenBank genome assembly. Lineage: Eukaryota; Dinophyceae; Prorocentrales; Prorocentraceae.